Tripterygium wilfordii is the source of this 747-nucleotide messenger RNA. RefSeq names its product major allergen Pru ar 1-like. Gene Ontology annotation, biological process: defense response; abscisic acid-activated signaling pathway. Gene Ontology annotation, cellular component: nucleus; cytoplasm. The coding region runs from base 80 to 559 and encodes 159 amino acids. The transcript has 2 exons. Lineage: Eukaryota; Viridiplantae; Streptophyta; Magnoliopsida; Celastrales; Celastraceae. The record is from RefSeq and is a predicted model, not a curated record. Gene Ontology annotation, molecular function: abscisic acid binding; protein phosphatase inhibitor activity; signaling receptor activity.
CAUCAGAAGAACUUAAAGCAUUUUCUUCUAACCGAUCAAGUAAUUGCUUCAACUUUUUGACAUUUUUUCUAAGUCAAUCAUGGGUGUUGUCACUUACGAAUCAGAGAAUGCCGUUGCAGUCGCACCAUCCAAGUUGUUCAAGGCCUAUGUCCUUGAUGGUGUCAAUUUUUUCCCCACAGUGAUCCCUGCCAUCAAGAGGAUUGAAAUUCUUGAAGGAGAUGGUGGCGCUGGAACCAUCAAGAAGAUCACUUUUGCUGGAGCUGAUAACCAAGCCACAUAUGUGAAGCACGAGAUUGAAUUGGUAGACCGAGACACAUUAUCAUACAACUACAGCAUAAUCGAAGGCGAUGUUUUGAGGGGUGCUCUUGAGAAAAUCAAUUCCAAGAACAAGAUUGUGGCUUCUGCAGAUGGAGGGUCAAUCUGGAAGACGACCACCACUUACCACAUCAAGGGUGACAUUGUGAUUCCAGAGGAUAAGCUCAAUGAGGCCAAAGAAAAGGCUACUGCAAUGUUCAAGGUUGUUGAAGCCUACCUCUUGGCUAAUCCAGACGCAUAUUAGUUCCUUUGAGAAUUAAACAUCUGGGAUUUUUAUUUUUUUUUUGUGCUUUUGAUUAAAUUUAUUUUGCUAUGCAAGUUUUUUUUUUAUUGGUGGGCUGUUUUGCAGUACUUCUUUCUGUUUGAAGGUGUAUUUUGAAUCGGUUUAUGUAUUCAUUCAGAAUAAUGAGCACAAUGUGCCAAUUUCAUGAA